UGCUACGCUUUUUACGACGUCAGCAGCGAGAGCUGCAAGUAAUUGCGCGUUUAAGUGAAAGAAAAGUUAAAUUAUUAUAAUAUUCCUGUGGAAUUAGAUAUUAGAAAAGACGGCAGUGCACUGUGUGUGCACAAUUUUGUGAAGAAUGACACAAGAGCUGCCGCCAAUCGUACUAAAGGGCAAGGAGUUGAGAAAAUUUCUUUACCUGAAACGCAAAUAUCCCGUUUCACAGGAGUUUUUGCACCGAAACUGGGCCAAUGCAAAGCGCUUUAUCAUCUAUGCGCUAAAUCCGCGCUGUGUCCUGCGCAUAUAUGCCUGGCGUAAGCGAAAUAACCGGGUGCUGCUUUUACGCCGUGCGCGUCUCCUGCUCUUCGAUCCGCGUCUAAAACGCAUGAUAAAGCGACGCAAGGCCAAUGUCAAGCAAUGGUCGUCCAGUAUUGUGCGCUACUACAAAAAAAGGGGUCAAAUAACGGAGUACGAGGAGACGGAAAUGUACGGCGAAGACUUGUCCAAGCUGAUGAAAGAGCAAUUGGAGCUUUUGAAGAGCGGCAAGCGCGGUAUCUCACUGAUCGAAGAUGCCAACAAAAACGUGGAACUGCGUUCAGACAGGCCAGAAAGUCCUGCAGGGCAAGAGGAGCAGGCAGAGAAGGAGGUAGUACGGAAAGGAGUAGAAAAGGAGCAGGUUGAAGCAAAGCAGGUGGAAGAGAUGCAUGUAGAAGAGGAGGCAGCCACAGCAGUUGAUGAAGAGCCUGUUGCAAAAGUUCCUGCCGCCGAGCCGACAAGAAGCAAAGACUCGCCGGCAAUAGCUGUGGUGCAGCCCAGCAGCAUAGCUGAGAAAGUGGCGGAAAAGCCAUCGAAAAAAACAGGUGGCAGCAAAUUUUUGGACAUGCUCAUGAACAAAGUGCGCGUCAAGAACUUUGCCAAAGAGUCAAAUUUCCCCAAGCCAGCAGAUGACUUGGAUGAAGGCCGACUGAAUAAACCCACAACUGGGGUAAACAGCGACUUUAAUUUUAAUGAUGACACCAGCGAGGAUUUCGUGGGCUUCGAUGAGAGCGCACAUCAGCCGGGCAUGUUGCUGACGCCGCUGGUGCCGCAGAACUGCAAAACCAUCGAUGGCAAUGGAGCUUUUGUCAGUGAUGCGCUGGAAGCCUAUAUGAAGAAGAAUAAUCUGCGCGACACAAAUCCCGAGGAUCGCGAGCUGCUGCUCGAGCCCAUGUAUCAGGAUGGACGUGUCACGGCGCACAGUAUGCCGCCGUAUAUGGAUAUGCCGGCGGUGCCGGACAGCCUGCAACGUUUGCGCACCGUGGCCGAUCGACGGCACUAUCUGCAGCGCUCCAAGAAUCAAAAGAUGGCCAUUAUCAACAACGAGGCAAACAUCUACCGUGAGCUGCAGCGCAAGCAACGCCAGCGCAAGGUGAAAAUCGCUGCGAUGCAGCAGCUGCAAUCGUUCAGCACCCAAAUGCCUUUCACACGCCAAGGCUGGCAGGCGGCUAGCUAUGUGGCCACAGAGACUGACAAGUAUUACUAUCAGGUCAUACGCAUCGAUGGCGAAAUGGUGCGUCUGCCGGGUAGCCAGGGCAACAAUGUGCGCCGCGAGAAGCAGCCGCAUCGGAGUAUGCUCACGGAAAAGGAGCUCGCCACGCUCCAGUGUCGUAACCAAUGCGUCGAUGCUACUCUGCGCAAGGAACUGAAGGUGCUGCCCACGCGUCAGUGCCAGAUCAAGAGCAAGCUGCAGAAACUCAAUCAGUAUCCAUUGCCAGCCAUAUUUCGACCAUGUCCGCUGUCACAGAAACCGUAUCAGAAGCCGCUGGACGAUGAUACGGCCGCCCUGUUGUUGGCUGGCGGCAGCAUGGCCGUUGUCAGCAUGCCCACGGUGCAGCUGGAUGUGAAGCCGCAGUUGGGCCGGCCAUUGGAUGAGAUUGCCAAGCGCUAUCUGCAGUAUAUACUGCCGCAUCAUGACAUCACCCGCGAGUGGGCCGAGUUCAGUGUGUCCACGCUGCAGGAAUCGCCCAAUAGCAUGCGCGAGGCCGAGGCACAGGCCGCCGCCGCACAGGCCACAAAUGCCGGACGGCGCAAAAGCUUCACCUUUGUGAUACCCUAUCUAAACGAUCGUAAUCAUAUCCUGGUGCGACGCGUUGUCGAUCGCUCCGAGCAGCUGGACGACAGCUUUAGCUCCGCGCAGCCGCCGGAGAAGCUGCGUGAAUUUGAGUUUCGCAAACAGCUUCCGGAGGUCCCAGACCCAAUUGCUCUGGCCUGCGCCGAUAUGAUCAAUGACAUGAUCAACACGGUGGCCAUCAGCUGCAGCGAGAACUCGUUCAUCAGCAUUGAUCCAGAUGCAGCUCGUGGCGCCACGCCCGACAUUAGCCCCAUCAAAGAAGAGCUCGCCGUCGAGGGUCUGGCCAAGACGGGCUCCAAACUGACAGCCAAUAAGCCCCAGCCACAGCGUCGCCCUAACAAACAGAUGCGUUUGGCCAAGGAGCUGCGGCGUCUUAAUGCCACCAUCAUCGAUGCGGCUGCCAUUGCCAAGGAUGCAAAUAAACCAUGCAUUAAGGAUCACUGCCAGCUGGGCUGCCUGUGCGAGAGUUUGGCCGGCGAGCUGCCCACGCGCGAGCAUUGUGGGCGUGCGGAUUGCGUGCUGUCGUGCCGCUGCACGGGCGCCGAGUUGACGCGCAUCAUGCGCGUGGAAACGGACGGUCGUGGGCUUUCCAACGAGGAUGCAUUCAAUUUGCGGCGCAAGGCGACGGCGCGUCUGGCCAAAAUGGAAAAGGAUUUUACUUCAACACUUGUGCUGACUGACAACGAGACUCUGCUGAUUAACGAGACGCAGUGUGACAAGAAGCGGCGCUGCACCAAGGCACCCAAGCGCUACGAGGACUUUGACGAUUCCAUUGAGGAUGACGAGGAGAUGGUGCGUCCCAGCAAAGCCGCAAAGCGUGAGAUUAGCCUGAAACGCGCACGCGGCAGCACCGAAAGCAUCAACCUGUCGCCCUGCAGCGUCAAGGAUACGGACUUUGAGCAGCUCAAGCAUUGCCAGGUGUCGCUGCGUCGUCUGCCGGACGUGGCCAAUUUGGCCACCUUCUGCAUGACCCAUCAGCUGUACAAAUGCUUCUGCGGUGGCUUGGCGACCGAGGGCAAGCCAAUUGUGAUUGAUAAAGAGCAAGCGGAGCUGCCCAUACCGCACUAUGUGCCCGAACUGGCUACGCGCGCUCACUACAGUUUCGAGCGUCCACCUGAGGAGCCGCAGUCCAGCAAAAAACGGCGCAAGGAAAAACCACAACCGCAGCAACAGCAGCAGCAGCUAAAACUGCCGCAGCUACAGAAGCAGGUUCAGUUGCAGAAGCAACCGCCGCAGGUGAUCAAGAUCAUACCUCCUAAACCGGCGGCACCGAGUGCCUUGCCAGUACAACCGCCCCCACCACCCGCACCCAAGGCCUGCGCGGCGGUGGCGCCAACCCAACGUCCCGCCGAGCUGGACAUUAUCUUUAGCUACUAUCGCUCACGUCCCAGUUUGUGCCGUCGCGCUGUAUCCGUUCCCCGCAAUUGUUAUUUGCGUCUGAAUAGACGUCGGGCGAAGCGCAUGCGUUCGGAGGUGGCACGCGCCGAGACGUUGCAAACGCAGGAGCUGCUCGAGAAACGCGUCAUUAGCGCCGUGCGCUACUAUCGCUCCGAGCUGGAUCAGCAGCGGCGUCUGGAGUUGCAGAUAUUGGCGCCAGAGAUGACCGUUAUCGAGGUGGGUGAUGAUUCCGAUGAGAGCGAAACGAAUCGAGUGGCAACCAUUGAUAUGGCACGCAAGCGCAGCGCCAAUGAGUCCACUUGCCUGGAGGAGCAACCCAAGCGCAAAAAGCAGUUGACAGCAGACCAGAAUCAGUCACUGAUACAGCCCGCACCCAAACUGGAUAUACAAAUGCCUAAAAUUUCUGCCUGCUAUUCGCUGAACACCAAUGCGGCGAUAGAUGCCGCCAUGGGCAGCAACGAGUCGUCCGCUGUCGCUGUCAACGAAGAUAGUCCCACCGUGGAUUCGAUCUCCUUCCGUACCUCCUAUAAUGAUGUCAUCAAGAAGAUGAACACGCAUGUGAGCAAAAAAAUGCAGGACAUCGAUCUGGCGCUGCAGCGUGAGAGCAAAAUAAUUCCGGCUCCGAACGAGGAGAUAUUGUGCAUCAUCAAGUGGACCAACUUUCUGGCCGCCUUCGAGUCCAGCUAUGUCUUCAUCUGGGAUGUACAAAUGAAGAACUACAGCUUCCUGGCCGCGACCAUUACGAACAUGAUGCCAGCCGUUUGUGGGGCCAUUGCCGUGGUCAACACCCAUUUUGCGCCCGAUCGCAAUGCCUUGCCGCUGAUGGCGCGCAUGCUGCUGGAGGGCAAGCGGAAUGAUAACACCAGCCGGCUGGCGGUGGUAAUGCAGGGCAGGCAACAGUAUUGGCUGGUCAAGGGCUUCCUGCGAUACAUGGAGGGUAAUGCGUGCACGAAGCCAACGCCACAAACCCAUCCCAUACUGACCAAAAAGAUAAAUGUCCUGUGCACGCUGAUGGUGAAGCAGCGCAUCAGGGAGCAGCAGCGCCAUCAGCGGGCAGCAGCUGCAGCUGCAGCCAAACCUGGCGAGGACACAGGCUUGCUCAGCAUUAAAGGGGCGUCGCCCGCAACAGCGACCCCACCAACUCCACCGGAAACUCCAACUGCAGUUCCAGCUUUGCCGGCACCAGCUGCCGCCACAACCGCAGCCAGCACAGUAUUAGCUCCAGUCACAUCUACACCAGCUCCCACAGCCACAGUUGCGGCUGCACGGGCCACAUUCAACUCAGCUACCGAAAGCAAGGAGCCCACUCUUAACAUCUGCAGCAACAUUGAAUUCCGCAAGGUCGUCCAAACGGACGUGACAGAGCUGCAAAUGCCCGAGAUGUACACACAUGAUCAUCGCUGGCUGGUGCUAAAUCUCUACGAUGACUUCUCGCACAUCUUUGUGCCUGCCUUCAAGGACAUGAUCUCAUUGGACCGCAUACACAAUGUGGUGCGCGUCGCACACGAUACCGAAAAGAUCGUGAAGCUGCAAUUCUUUCAGGAUGCGCCCUACGAUGCCUUCGUGACGCCCUCGUCCAGGCGUAAAAUAUACUUUGGGCCGCUGCGCUUGGAUAUGCAGCCGCCGGUGCUGGUGCUGCUGCAAAGUGUCGAUGGCAAGAUGAUGUUGCGCGAGGUCUACCAGCGGGAUCAUAACAUUCCGGUCCAGCGUGACAGGCGCACCAUGGCCUUUUGGCUGCUCCAGAUUAACGGGCAGGUGCACUUCGAUAUCGAUUUGGCUGCCACGAGCGCGUCGACGAAGUUGAACAGAUCGGAGCCUAUUGCAGAGCAGUUGCAGCAGGGUCAGGAUACAGAUGACGAUGACGAUUGCGUCAUCGUUAUCAACGAUGAUGAGGAUGAUGCUGCAAAGGAAGAUCCGCUCGUAAAGGAGCAGACUAAGCAGCAGCAGCAGCAGACGCACGAGCAGAGCGUACAACGCAUCAACUUUACCAUUCAGUCGACACCCAACAAUGGCGGCGGCCUGCAGAUAACAGCAGCUAGUCCACAUUCAGCUGGUGGUGUUAAGGAACUGCACACCUCAACGCUGCCCGGCGGCUUUGUGCCGUUUAUAGCAAAUGUGCCUGCUACGGGCGGCACUGCGCCGGCCACACAAUUUCUCACGCCGCAGGUGCAGCUCACCCAGACCGCAGGACCAGCGCCAGCGCCACCGUCAGCUGUGGCCAGUAGUGAGGCAAAUGCUCAACCGCCUCCACCAAAAAUAAGUCGCAUCUCGGUGCAGCGCUGUGCGGCGCCAGCAACAGCGACAACUGUUGGUGCCACCACCAAGGACUCGCCGCCCACGAAAAUCAACAAUACGCUACAGCAACUGCUGAGCAGUGGUAAUGGCAACAUCAAAAUAGGCACAUCCUCGACUGGCGUUACCAUCACCAAGAUGAAGAACAAAGAUGGAUCCGCGGCAGCUGCUCCUGCUGUUGAGCCCAUCAAAAUAGGUGCCAAACGCAAGACGCAGGAGUUGCCAACGCAGCCAGCAGCUAUUCCGAUUGGACAGCCUUCCAUUCUUAAGCAAACGGCUACCACCAUAUCCAUUGGCAAUCUGCCGCCGGUGCGUCAGGUACGUCCGCCGCCAAAGCUGGCGGCCAAGGCACAAUUGGCAACGGUGCGCAAAUCGCUGCCCGCCAAACUGCCUAGCGCUGUCGAGCCGGUGAGGACAUCGCUGCCUGGCAAGCUGGUGAUGGCCGGGUCGACGCUGCCGAACGAGAGCCCGGAGGCAAACAAAAUGCAACGCUUCCCCACGACGGUGAAUGCCAGCAAGACGAGAUAUGGCUUUCUGGUGGCCAAGGCUUUGCCGCGCUUCAGGGUCAAGAUGAUGGACGGCAAGAUUAUGGUCAAGGUGCCCGAUGAGGGCGUGUUCUCGUUCAAAACCUGCGCCGCCGCUAGCGCCUAUCUUAAUCGACAUUUGUCGCGUCAGUUGAAUUUCAAGGGUUCUUUGCCAGGUGAUUGGAAGUUUUUACCCUAUGACAAUCCCAAUCUAACGGCCAACGAGGAUCGAAAGGAUUCAAAUGCAACACCCAUUGUAAUCGAAGAUUAACCAAAGUGAGAGGAUAAUCGGUAUCCAAAAACAACAACAAAAAAUAUAUAGAAAAAACACCCGCGCAGCAGCUAAAAUAGACACAACUCAUAUUUGAUAUGUAGACAAUUAAGUUGUUAAUUUAAUUAUUUACCAUGAAUUAUUUAGUUUCUUUAAUUAUGAAUUGAAGUAAUUUUAA
This is a messenger RNA of Drosophila montana, 6779 nucleotides long. RefSeq names its product over compensating males (gene ocm). Bases 146 to 6601 code for a protein of 2151 amino acids. The record is from RefSeq and is a predicted model, not a curated record. NCBI's taxonomy places the organism in Eukaryota, Metazoa, Arthropoda, Insecta, Diptera, Drosophilidae. The transcript is spliced from 5 exons.